Messenger RNA from Pelobates fuscus (common spadefoot toad), 1415 nucleotides. It is a transcript of the gene WDR77, whose product is annotated as WD repeat domain 77. The record is from RefSeq and is a predicted model, not a curated record. Gene Ontology annotation, cellular component: methylosome. The transcript is spliced from 10 exons. Bases 72 to 1073 code for a protein of 333 amino acids. Gene Ontology annotation, biological process: oocyte axis specification. NCBI's taxonomy places the organism in Eukaryota, Metazoa, Chordata, Amphibia, Anura, Pelobatidae. Gene Ontology annotation, molecular function: protein binding.
GCGGCGCGGUGCUUGGCGGGAAGGGAAGCUGUAGCCGGAGUGACAGAUCGCGCUCAGCACGUGGUGUCGCUAUGAGUAAAGAGAAGCCGUGGGGCAGCCCGCUCCGGGCCCCGGCCUGCAUGGACAUACAGCUGGAGGCAUGCCGCUACCGGAAAGAUGGAGCAUUGCUUCUAGCUGCAUCGAACCUUAGUGGCCGCACCUGGGGAGGUUCCAUAUGGGUGUUCAAGGAUCCUCUUGGUGCACCUGUUGAAAGCCUUUGCACGUGUGGAGUCCAGACAGAAGCAGGUGUGAUUGAUGUGGCUUGGGUAUCGGACAGAGGAAUUCUGGUGGCAUCCGAUUCAGGUGCUGUGGAGUUCUGGGACAUUCUGGAGAAUGAGUCUUUGUUGGUGAAUAAAUUUACCAAAUACGAGCACGAUGACAUUGUAACGUCUUUAAGCAUUUUCACUGAUGGGACACAGGCUGUAAGUGGAAGCAAAGAUUUCAGUGUAAAAGUAUGGGACCUCUCUCAGAAAGCACUUCUAAAGUCAUUCAAAGCACAUUCCGACCAGGUUACAUGUGUAGCAGCUUGCCCUGGCAAGGAGACCAUCUUCCUGUCUUGUAGUGAGGAUGGUCGUGUUUUAUUGUGGGAUACAAGAAACCCAAAGCCUGCCACUCGGAUCAACUUUUUUGCCUCUGACCUCUUUCCUACCUCAAUUACAUGGCAUCCGGACAAGGACGACCAUUUUGUUUGCGGUGAUGAAAAUGGAAAUAUUUUCAGCGUUAACCUGAAAAGCCCCGAUUCUGCCCAGACCCUGACUGUUCAUUCCCAAGCCAUCACAGCACUAGAGUACUCAAAGCACAGUACUCCUUUAUUGGCCUCUGUGAGCGAAGAUUGUUCGGUGGCGGUACUUGACUCCAGUUUUACAGAAAUCUUCAGGGACCAAUCUCACAGAGAUUUUGUGACUGGUGUGGCAUGGUCACCCCUCGAUCAAUCAAGCUUCACUACUGUUGGCUGGGACCACAAAGUGCUUCACCACAGACUCCCCAAAGAGACAAGUCCCAAGUCCCCUACUGAAAAGGAGGAGCAAGAUUAAUGCAGGAAGAGAUCGGACUGAUAUUAGAAUAGAAGGUGUAGACCAAGCCCAAUCUUGGUAUUUCCUCUGCCAGUUAACAAUUACCUGUUUAUUCCUACCUUAUUUUUCUUUAUUUUAUUCACGCAAGAGUUGCGUUCUCUCCAGUACGUUUUCUAUCUAAGUGUACGUUCCAUGUUGACAAUGAAUACUCGUUGAUGGUUUUGCUUGGCGUUUCUUGGAAAAGGAAUUGUUAAUAAACCCUUGUAUGAAAUAGUAGGCAGGCGUUAUAGUUGUUUGUAAGUUACAUUUGUUUUUUUGUAGCAAUGACAUAAAAAAAAUGAAAUUAAAUAUUUCUGUCCAGUG